UCUAGAAGCUCAACACCCGGAGAGGUGGACGGAGGCACUUCGAAUACUGCCCAGGACGGCGGACAAUAUUGCUGCAGUAGUUUUACCUUUGGAACAAAAAAACAUUUUAGUUUUAUCCAUGGCUUGGUAAAUAUUAAUAUUGUCACCGAAAGAAGAAUAUCUUAGCGAUGGAAUCAGAAGUAGCAGAGGCGUACAGGUCGUCCCUGAAAGACCUAUCCCAAAACAGCAAACCGUUGAUCAACAUGUUGACGAUGUUAGCCGACGACCACGAACAGCAUGCGGCUCUUAUUAUCGAUGUUAUCGAAGACCACAUCCAGAAGGUGAAGCCAUCUUUAAAAUUGCCUGUACUCUACCUAGUUGACUCCAUAAUAAAGAAUUUGCAGACUUCCACAUAUAGAACUAUGUUCCCUCCAAAACUUGUCAAAAUGUUUUGUGAGACUUUUGAAAAGGUUGAUGAAAAAACAAGACAAGCAAUGUUUAAACUCAGACAAACUUGGACCAAUGUUAUACCCAAUAAGAAAUUAUAUGCCAUUGAUGUCCGGGUUAAUACGACUGACCCAGCAUGGCCCAUCACAGCUACUCCACCAGAACAAGGAAGCAUUCAUGUAAAUCCUAAAUUUUUAGUACAGGAGAAGAAACCUACUCCAGCUGCUAGUCCACCAACAAGUGCAGAGGCUUUAAUGAGACAACAGCUUUUUGAAAAACAACAAGAAUUACAGAAACUUAAGUUGGAAUUAGAAUUAGCAGAAACAACAGCUAAAUUAGAACAACAGAGGAAACAGCUUGAAAUGAAGAAAAGUAAUACUGCACCAGCCACUGCUUCGGUGGUGCCAGUUACUAAACCUAAAGAUCCUCGAGUGGCUGCUAGAGAUCCAAGGCGUUCUCGUGAUCCCAGAAAACCUGCUCCAGAGUCUGAUGUUGUUUCUGCCAUCUUGACUGCUUCAAAAGCUGAACCAACAAACAUUCCAGUUCAGACUGCUCCACCUAUCAUCACACCAUUUAUACCAGAAGUCACCAUGUCAAAGGGUCAACACAUUCAUAAUCAAACGUAUAAUCCAGGAUACUCAGUGGAACAACCACACAUACAAACAUAUCCAACUACUUCCGGCAGAUUUAAUGGACCACUGAAUCCACCUGCUCAGACACAUAUUAAAAAAGAUACAAACAUUCCAACCAAAAAGACAUCCAAUGCAAAUAUUUCAAAUAAAAUUAAACAUAAUGGUCCAAAGAAGGUUCUUCCUCAAAAAGUUGAAUCACCUAAAAAAAUCAAUAGUAUAAAGAGCAAUAAAGUCGAAACCCCACCUAAAAAGAAAAGUGAAUUAAAAGACAAAUUCAGUCUUGAAGUGGUAAAAGAAAAGCCAAAGAUAGAUAAAAAUAAAACUGAAACUAAACCGGUGUCUAAAAGUGAUAACCGAAGUAGUGACAUUCGCAGUAUUGAUGAUAGAAGUAGCAAAGAUCGUGAUAGAGGUAGUAGUAGAGAAUCAGAUAGGUCGCGUAAUAGUGAUAGACGAUCGGCUGACAGAAGGGAUCAUGGGAUGGAUGACCGAUCACGAUAUAGUCCUCGUUCAAAUCGCAGAGAGGACCAAAAGGGUCGUUCUAGCACAAGUAGCAGUAGUAGAAGAAGCAAUAAAAGAGAUUCCAGUGAAAGAUCAAGCAGAAGGUCGCGAUCACCUGCACGUAAAUUGUCACCUAGAGGUGAUCAAGAAAGGAAUCCAAAUAACUUAAAAUCUUCUGAAUUGUGGAAUAAAUCUGAGAAACGACAAACGGAAUCGUUGAUAAAAAUGGAUGACGAGAGAAAAAGAAUGUCACCCAAAAUAGAAGCUGGUGCCGAACCAGACGGUUUCCCAGAUGUUAAAAAACGCAGAUUAGACAUUAGUGCUGGCAAUACCGAUUCCAAGAAAGAUAUAAGUGAUUUAUUUGGAUCAGAAGACAUAGAUUAUAGAACUGCACCAAUAGGAAUCCCAUUCAAAAGUCCAGGUCAGAAAGGAUGGGCAAAGUUUAAAGAAAAUCACCCAGAGAAUUACCAACAAGAAAUUGAUCGCAGACGAUCUCACGAAAUAGAAUCUGGCCAUGAUGUAGAUCUUAGAAGACGUCCUUCCCAUCCACCACCUGCUGCUAGACAUCAAGUUUCAGUUGACAUGUCGGCACAAAUACCGGAUGCACUGACAUUAGAUAAUCAGGAAGUUAUUCUUAAAGUAGCUGAACAGCAACUUAAAGCUGGAGCGAUAACUCACCAACAACAUCAAGAUGUUCUCCGACAACUUUCCAUUCUCUAUGAUGCUCAACGCAUGCAACAGCAGAAAAGUAAGGUUUACAACGAAGAAGAAAAUCAGAAACGGGAUGAACCUGCCCGUAAAAAUGUUUUUGAAGUAUUGAUGACCGUUUCGCCAGAGUGUACAUCAAAACCUCAAGCAUCCAAACUGGAAUCUCGAACUCAUGAAAAACUUGACAAAGGUUUGGAAAAUAAAGUGCAACCGGAAGUAAAUGUCUCAACAGCACAGCCAAUUGUUAUAGACCAACUAGUGAAGUCUAGGGAAACUAAUAUGGAGGAAGAUGAUGAUGAUGAUUGUAUAGUAAUAGAAGAUCCCGAUUUAGUUGAUCCAAAUCCUGCUCCUUCAACACCUAAGAUAUUUAAGGAACCCCUUAUAGCUCAAAUACCAGAUAUUGCCCAAAGUGAUAAAGAUGAACGCCAGGACAAAAACAUUGAGAAAUGUAACUUGCCCCAAAAUAAUCCAUUUGAUACUGAAUUUGACCUUAGAAUGAAUGAAGGAUCUUGGAUGUCCCCUCCACAGAUUUAUCAACCUGAAGUUGAUAAAAGGAAAAGUAGUCCACAUCAGUCAGAGAGUUUCACUUCUCCCCCACAUGCCCUUGAUCAGGAUCUAAGAAGUGGUGCUCCACCUGAGAUGAAACCUCCCCCCUUCCCUCCAAUUUUUGCUAAUGAACGAGUGAAUGUUUCGCAUAAAGAUAGACGAGACUCUAAUCCUAUUGACAUGAUAGAUCACCCUGGAGAUCAAAAUGACCAAGAAAGACAUGACAUAAUGAGAGAACCAUCCUUCUCUGGUAGAAUGGACAAACCGAGAGAACAUCAGUUUGAAAAAACUGAUUUGGAUGAUAGGAGGCAUAAUCAUAAUAUGAUGGACAGACCGAGGGAUGCACAUUUGCCGGAAAGAAGAAAUAUACCAAUGGACCCACGAGACAGAAUGGAAAGAGAAAGAGAUCCUGUUCAGGAUAGAGUGGAUAGAGCAAGAAGUCCACUUGAACAGAUGGAUAGAAUGCGAGAUUCAAAAGACCGGCAUCCAAGGUAUCCACAGAAUGGUCCAGAAUAUGUAAACCAACAUGACAGAUAUCCACCUGAAGAAAGACCAAAUCAUCCACAUUCCAUGGACUUUGAUAGACGAUCCCCACAUGGAGAAUAUGAUUCUAGAAAUGAUCUGCCAAUGAAGCCAUGUGGUCCCGUUCCACUGCUGAGUCUAGAACUAGAACCUUCAAAGAAUGUAAUGGACAUAGCGGAAAGACUUGAAACUCCACAGGAAGGUCGACAUAUUGAAGAGUCUCCUCAUCAAGGAUCCCCUCACCAAGGACUGCCACGUGAAGGGCCUCACAUUCAAGGGCCACCACAUCGAGGAUCUCCACGUGAAGGUCCCCCACACCAUGGACCUCCUCGUGAAGGGCCCCCACACCAUGGACCUCCUCGUGAAGGGCCCCCACACCAUGGACCUCCUCGUGAAGGACCACCUUACCAUGGACCUCAUGACAGACCACCUCACCUUGGACCACAUGAUGGACCACCGCACCAUGGGCAUCCUCAUGAAGGACCUCAUCAUGGACCACAUGAAGAGCCACAAAAUCGACAUCAAGGACCACCUCACCAUGGACCAGCUGAUGGUUUUGGAAGGCUUAAUAGACCAGAUUCAGAAGAUCGCCGAAUGAUGGAUAGAGAUCAUGAAAGAAGGGUCAAUGAUCGCAAUUAUGAAAGAAGACCAUUGGAUCGUGAAAAUGAUAGAAGAGGUAUGAUAGACAGAGAUAGUGAUAAUAGGAUUUCAGAGCGAGAACAUCGGAGAGGUGAUCGUAGUAGAAGAGGUGUUAGAGAUGCUCGUGAUAGACGUGGUGGCAAUAGAGACAUUGAUCGUGAAGAUUUAGAUAGAAGAGGAAUGGACAGAAGAGGGAAUAAUUUUGACCAUAUGGAUCGCGGAGGUGAUGGCAGACCGGAUAUGGAUAGAAGAGACAGAAGAAUAAAAGACAGGCAUGAAAUGGAAAAUGACAGAAUGGGUCGUAGAGAAGCACCAGAACCUCGAACCAAAUCUUUCCCAGCAGUACUUGAUCCAAGAUGGUCCACAUGUGGUGCUUAUCGAAAGCGUGAAAAAGAAGAAAUCAUUGUUAAUAAUCAACCAUUUGAAUUAUUUAAGGGUUCGGAACCAAAGAUGAUCACUAUGAGUAAAAAUACUCAUUAUUACUAUGCUGACCCUAAACUAAAGGGUAUAACAGUUGAUGACCAGCUGGUGUAUAAUUUUGGUGAACCUCCCAAGGAGGUUAAACUUCCAAGCGGUGAAGUUAUAAAUGUUUUUUAUCUGGGUCGUAAAAAGGAAUUAUGGAUAGAUGGAACUCGCCAGGAAGUUCGUGUUGACUCUCCUCCAAAGAAGAUUAGUUUGAAUGGCAAAGAUUAUGGGAUACAAAUUGAUGGCAGUGAUAUGAUGAUCUUGAUUGAUCGAUUAGAGAAAGGCAGUUUUGGAGGUCCACCGAGAGAAAUACUUGUUGAUGGAAUACCACAUGAUUUACGAUUUGAACCUCAACCAAGACAGAUUUUAGUAGAUGGUCAACCAUGUGAUUUAAAAUUGGACCGCAGAGUUCCGGUAUUGAUUAUAAAUGGUGAACCACGUAUGGUGCGUUUUGAUGGACCACCUAGGAUAGUAUGUAUAGAUGAUAAAAGAUAUGAGGUCAAAGUUGACUUCCCUUCAAAAAUAAGAAUUGGAGUCCGUCCUUGUUUCAUUGCACUUGGUGGACCUGGCCAUGAGCUUAUUAUAAAUGGAAAAUGGCAUGAGAUAAAAUUUGAUGGUAUACCUAAAGAAAUUACUGUAAAUGAUUGUAUUCAUACAUGCUGUUUGGAAGGGCCUGUACCUCAGCUGAAGAUAUUAGAUGUUAUGCCAGAUGGUUUUGAAGAAGUUUUAUUAAGCCAGACCAGGUUGUCUCUAAAUUACACUUACCCAAUACCUCCUGAUUCUGAUCGAAACAGUCCCAAUCCAGAUGGUCGUUUUGCCGGACCUCAACAAAUGGUACCUGGUGGCCCUCCUGGUCCUAUGGGCCCCAGACCGGUUGGUCCUCCAGGACAAAUGGUUCCAGGUCAGAUGGGACCAGGACCGAUGGGACCGGGACAGAUGGUACCCCCAGGUCAAAUGGGUCCUGGUCAGAUGAUGCCUCCUGGUCAAAUGAUUGGCCCUGGACAGAGAAUGAUGGGUCCUGGUCCUCAGGGUGGACCAGGAAUGUUCCAGCCAGGUCCUCAACAAAUGAUGGGUCCUGUUCAGACUCAACCAAUGCCAAUGGGACCGGGAAUGUUCAUGAAUCCCAUGCAGAAUCCAGGUUCAAUGGGUAUGAACCAGAUGCCAGUAGGAAAUGUUAUGCAACCAAUGAACACAGGCUUUAAUCAACAACCAUUUGGAGGUAUGCCAGGGAAUCCACCAGUAACACAACCAGCAUCUAGUGUGGUUAAUGUUCUCUCAAUGCUCAUGCCAAAUGCUUCCCAGCCAAGUCAAACUUCAUCAGGUACUAUGGACAUCAGUUCAUUGUUUAGCAAACUAGUUGCUGCUGGAAUUGUGCCAACAUCUGAACAGAAUAAGACAACAUCUACAACUAAUCCGACUCCAACGGCUACUUCUACACCUGUUACAAGCACUGUGAUGAAUACCAAAACAAUUACUAUUACCACACCUAGUUCACAGGCAUUCAAGUUGGAACCAGAAGAAGUUAAAGAAGUGAAAGAAAAUAUAGAACCAGUUCCUGAUUUAACAGACCUUAACACAAAAAGUCUUAAAAAAUAUUAUAAAGGUGCUAUACAGAGGUUAUAUAGUGGUAUCCAGUGUUCAACUUGUGGUACGAGAUUUGUUAUGGAUGAUACAGAUAGAUAUCGUGAACAUCUUGAUUGGCAUUUCCGUCAGAAUAAACGAGGAAAGGAUGAAUUUAACAUGGCUAAGAAUCGACAGUGGCAUUAUGAAAUUAAUGAUUGGAUUUUGUUUGAACUAAUUGAAGAAUCUGAAGAGAAAUCUCGCUCCACUGUAUUUGAGAAUAUGAUGAAUCCCAAUGAUAAUGCUCUGAGUUACAGAAUUCCUGAAAAUGCUGAUGUUGUUAAUGAACCUCCAGCAAAACAAGAUGCAGAUAAUGUAUGCUGUACUUGUGGUGAUCAGUUUGAACAGUUCUGGCAUGAAGAAUUGGAAGACUGGCAUUUACGUGAUGCCUUAUUGGUUAAUGGAAAGUAUUAUCAUCCGGUAUGUUUUGAAGAUGCUAGAGAUGAAUCUGUAUUGGAACCAACUCCAACUCCAACUGAAUCUCCAGAAACGAAUCCAUUCUUUAAUAGACAGCACAGUGGUAACAAAGUGUAUGGUAAUGUUCAAUCCUCAGUCUCCACAUAUAUACCUACAACCAAUCCUGCUCCCAUCACUCAUCUUAUCAUCAAAUCGGAACCCAUGGUAAUGCCUAAAUCACCCAUCCACAACACAUCGUCGGCCACUGUCAGCAAUAAUGGUGAUCCUAUCACUGAAAAUUCAGACGUCACAUCUAUGCCAGAAGAACCCGCUGUUGCAACAAUAGGAUUGAAAACUGAGGAGGCAGAAGUCAAAACUGAGGAGGCAGAAGUCAAAACUGAGGAGGCAGAAGUCAAAACUGAGGAAGCAGAAGCCAAAUCUGAGGAAGCAGAAAUCAAAACUGAACCAAUGCUUGAGACCGAACCUGUUAAAAUGGAGUCUUCAGAAGAUACUGAUAUGAAAUCAGUUGAUGAUCAGAAAGAGUCAUCAGAAAUGACAUCUUGAUUAUUCCAGUAGUCCUGAAAAGAUACUGAUAAUAUUAAAUCUGACCGGAGUAAAAGACUGUAUUUUCAAAUUUUAAUACAAAUCAGUGUAUUAUUUUUUGUUUGUGAAGUAAUUAAAAGAUCUAGUCAAAAUAUGUGAGAAUUUUAAAGGUGACAACUUACCAGAGUAAAUUAAAGCUUGAAUGUAUAUAUUUACGUCUUGUAAUUGUAUUUUAAUCGGUCAGUGUGUAUAUAGGUACUGUAUAUACUUACACUAUUAUAAAAUAAUAUUGUGUAAUUAAAUUUAAGAAAAAGUGACCUUUUGUUGAAUUGUAUAUUUUUUAUUAUUAAGUUCAUUAAGUUAUGUAGAUAUAAACAAGAAGUGAGUGAGUGUGAAUGUCAUGUAAAUACAGAAUUACUAUUAUUAUUAUGUAAAAUAAUUUAAUUUUAUUUAUGUGAUUGUAUCAGCGUUGUACAUCAGAUUUUAUGAGUUAGCAUUUCAUUUCAAUUUGUCAAGGAUAGUAGUGGCAAUAAUUUUAAUAAAAUUUCAUUUUUGUACAAUUUUGAUACAGAGAUAGUUUCAUCUCAUCCAUUUUGAAUUAAAGGGUAUUUAUUUUACGCUGUUUUGAAAGAAGUGCUGUAAAGUUGAAUAUUUCUGUUAAAGAUUGUUAUAUUGCAUAAUGAAUGCAUUUCAUAUUAUUCUACCUGUGUUCAAAACUGUAUUAUGACAUCUGCUUGGAAAAUUUAACUGAAAUGUUAGAUGAUAAUUCAGUAUUACUGAAUAAAAAUAAAAUUUGAAAAAUA
Patella vulgata (common limpet) is the source of this 7798-nucleotide messenger RNA. RefSeq lists its product as uncharacterized. Gene Ontology annotation, cellular component: mRNA cleavage factor complex; cytoplasm. Gene Ontology annotation, biological process: termination of RNA polymerase II transcription. The coding region runs from base 168 to 7016 and encodes 2282 amino acids. The record is from RefSeq and is a predicted model, not a curated record. The transcript is spliced from 15 exons. Gene Ontology annotation, molecular function: mRNA binding; RNA polymerase II complex binding. Lineage: Eukaryota; Metazoa; Mollusca; Gastropoda; Patellidae.